AUGAUGGAGAGCGGGAUCCCCUGUUUUAGCUACAAACAGGGCAGAGACGGAAGCGCGAGCGCGGUUGUGGAGUACUGCGUGGUUUGCUUGGAGAAGUUGGCGGUUGGGGAGAGUUGCAGGCUGCUUCCCAACUGCAGCCACUGCUUUCAUGCUCGGUGUAUAGAUUCCUGGCUUCUCCAGACGCCCGUCUGCCCGAUUUGCCGGGCCGGAGUCGACGUCGUCGCCUCCCCUGUUUCUGGUUCUGAUUCCGGGGAACUAGUCAGCGGCCUUGUUGAGGACGGAUAG
Messenger RNA from Linum tenue, 285 nucleotides. The record is from the annotation of a GenBank genome assembly. NCBI's taxonomy places the organism in Eukaryota, Viridiplantae, Streptophyta, Magnoliopsida, Malpighiales, Linaceae.